AUGGAAACGGUGCCAACACUCAAGCCCUGGGAGGGCACAGUGUUAAAGGCAUUAACAGGCGAGGACUUGCCAAAGCCAGAGACCUGCACCGUCUUCAACUCUGACGAGAAGGGAGACAGACUAUCCGCCGAGAGAAUCCUCAAGGAGUUCUCAGUGGGAAACAGAGGCCUGAACACAACCCUGUGGAAGUCCUGGGGCUCAGUCCCAAUGAACAAAGGCCAGCUCUGGACCCUCUCUAUGAACAAGCAGUCGCUAGAGGGCCUGGAAAAACUGGACAUGAGCCCUUCCUUCAGAUUUGGAAGGCUGAAGUUCAGGAGGAAGCGGGAAAAGAAGCUCGAGGACAAGGUCCAGCAUACCGCCGUAGGUCCUAAGUCCAGCACAUCAAAGGCCGACGCUACGGUACCGGAGGAGAAGAAACAGGAUUGCGAAACUAAGGAACCCUUCAACCAAAGAGGCACUAGUCCGCUGAAAAGACACACAGUCUACCAGCAGAAGGACAUUGCCAUGGAAGAAGAGGUGGUUAAAAUUGAAAGCCGCUGUAAAUUUCUUGAGAGAAAAUUAAGAAAGAAUAAUGUUAUAAUAUUUGGGAUCGUUGACAAAGAUGAAAAGCAAUUUCCAGAACAAGUGUUAAACACAUUAAACCAACACUUAGAAACGAAUUUCACCAAAUCAGAUAUAAACAAUGUAUACACUUUGGGCAAAACAACAAAUGCUCCCAUAAUCAUCGAGUUUAUAUCCUUCUUCAGAAAGCUUGAAAUUUUCCAAGAUAAAGAGAAGUUAAAAAACUUGAACAAGUUGGGCAUAUCAAUAUCAAAUGACUUAUUUGAAGAAGAUAGGAAUGAUGCAAGCAUUCUAAGGAAACAUCUUAAACAAGUUUUAGAACAGAAUAAAACCGCCAAAUUAAGAGGAUAUAAACUGGAAAUCGAGGGUAGACUAUACACGGCAAGAGAUUUUGAUGAAGAUACCGAAUAUGAAGAUGAAAGGGAUACUGAGGAAGAAGAAAGUGAUUGUGAUACAAUCGACAGUGAUACGAAGAAAAAUAAACCUGUGAAAUCAAAGACAUCCGAAGAAGAAAAAAAGAAAGAUAAGAGCAGUGUUAAGCGAAGACACGCAUCUUCUCCAAGUCCCAAGAGCUUCCAGUACAGAAAUACCAGGCAAAAAGAAAAAAGAAUAAAAAAAUAGGUAAUCACUUUGCUUUUAUUUAAUUAAAUAUACAUUAGGUUAGAUUUAUGAUUAGUUCUUAUAGUUAUUAUUUAUAUUAUGAUUUAAAAAAAAAAAAAAAAAAAUAUAUAUAUACUUAUUCUAAUGGUGUAUUAUCAAUUUAUAUGCAUACAUAAAUAUUUAAAAUUGUCAUCAUAAUUUUGAACGAAAAAUAGGCUGUGCCUAUUGUAUCGUAUAAGUUUGCUAUCAUAAUAUAUUAGGUUUAAGUUUCUGCACUAAAUUGUACAACGACUAUUAAAAAACACACACACACACAAUGAAUCCCUAUAUACAAAAUUUUGAAAUAGAUGAAGUUAAAAAUUUGUUCUUGAGUGAUGUGAGCGACGCUCAGAUCUUUCUAGAAAAGACAAAUAGACUGAAAUUAAUACAUAUGAAUAUUCGAAGCGCAGUAAAAAAUUUCGACGAGUUUUCAAUUUUUUUGGAACAAUUUAAUGGAGCAUUUGAUAUCAUUGUAUUAUCUGAAUCGUGGGAAGUACUGGAUAAGUCUUUGUUCAAUCUGGAAGGCUAUGAAGUGACACAUAAUAAUAUUUUUCCAAACAAAAGCGACGGAGUGCUUGUUUUUCUUUAAAAAAAUUUAAAUAGUCAAUAUUCAAUAGAAAAUAUUGGCAACUUAAAAGCUUUAAAAAUAGUUAUUCGAAUAAGAAACCGUAAAUAUGUUUUCACAAAUAUCUAUAGGUCCCCUUCAAGUGAUGCCGUCCAGUUUAUAGAAGAUUUAGACUCGUAUUUGAGAAAUUGCGAAAAUACGUAUUUUCAUGCAAUUUUGGGUGACAUAAACAUUAAUAUAAAAUAUAUGGGCGACGUUUCUGAAAGUUAUUUGAAUACACUUGGUUCACACGGAUAUAUUUCAUAUAUUAAUGAUUACACUCGGGUUCAUUUCAAUCAAAAAUUCUGCUUGGAUCACAUUUUUAUCAAAACACAAGAAAAAAACCAAAUUGAAUCUGCCAUUUACGAUUACACCCUUACAGACCAUUUUCCUAUUCUACUUUCAAUACCGUUACAACAAUCGGAAAUAUUAAAAAAAGUACCACAAGUAAACAAUAAAAUAUUUAUUAAUUAUAAUAAUUUAAAAAAGGAUCUAAGUACUGAAAACAAAUGGGAUGGAAUUUACAACACAACAGACAUAGAUAAAGCUACCGAAAUGUUCAUUCAAAAAAUUACACAAGCAAUCGAAAAUAAUACGCGAAUUAUUAAAAUUAAAAACAUCAAAAAAAAGGAUGGAUUACAAAAGCUCUUCUAAUAUUGAUUAAUAAAAAAAAUGAUUUAUACAAAAAAUGUAAACAAAACCCAAAGGACCUAAACCUAUAUCAAGAAUACAAGAAAUAUAAAAAUAAACUACUUGAUUUAAUUUAAAAAAAAUAAACAAAAUUUUUUCAAAAACAAAAUUAAAAAAAACAGUUCCUCUAAGGAUUUAUGGAAUAAUAUUAACCAAAUAUGCCAGAAUAAAAAUACUCAACACGAGAUAGAUGAAAUCAAAGUGAAUAAUAUUCAUAUUACCGACAAAAAAGAAAUGGCAAAUGAAUUUAAUAAACAUUAUAGCAACUUAGGUGAAACCUAUGCAAAACGAAUAAAAGAACCAACAAAUUUUAAAAAAAGUUUAACUUCUCAAAAUGUAUCUAAAUCAGUGUAUCUCUUUUCGACCAACAAAGAAGAGAUUAUUAAAAUUAUACAUAAUCUAAAAAUAAAAAAAGCUCCAGGGCACGAUAAGCUGAGAUCCGAAACGUUAAAAUUAAUUGCAAAUGAAAUAUCUUUACCACUAUCAUAUCUUAUAAAUAAAUCUUUAAGUAUGGGACACUUUUCACAAAUUUUAAAGCUUGGGAUAAUCAAACCAUUAUUUAAAAAAGGAGACAAGUUAGAC
Messenger RNA from Ceutorhynchus assimilis (cabbage seed weevil), 3076 nucleotides. Lineage: Eukaryota; Metazoa; Arthropoda; Insecta; Coleoptera; Curculionidae. The record is from the annotation of a GenBank genome assembly.